Molecule: messenger RNA, 2848 nt
Organism: Zootoca vivipara (common lizard)
Lineage: Eukaryota; Metazoa; Chordata; Lepidosauria; Squamata; Lacertidae
Product: gap junction gamma-1 protein
Biological process (GO): cell-cell signaling
Cellular component (GO): connexin complex
Molecular function (GO): gap junction channel activity
Source: RefSeq, a predicted model, not a curated record
GGCUGGGGUGGCGGGGAGGCUGCUUGGGGCUGGGGGCUCUUAUGCCUUGGGCGCGCGUCUUCCCCGGCGAGCUCCUCCAGGUCGCGUGAAGCCUUCGGAAACCCUCUGAAGCUAAUGGAGAAAUGGCUCGGUGAUUGGGUGACUGGCUUGGGCUGGGGGCAGCUGGAAUUUGAGGGGGGCACACGAAGGGUUUCGCAGGGCCAGGAGGGCAAGCAUCCUCGCUUCAUGGCCUUCCCUCCUAUUCCUAAGCUUCUGGGUGUGAGCGUUUUCCAAGCAAGCCCCGGCGAGGGAGGAAGAGCAAAGAGUAGAUUCUCACGUUAUGCAUUUCGAGGAAUUUGGUUUCUUUGUGAUAGGUGUGUGCUGAGCCAAGAUGAGCUGGAGUUUCCUCACCCGCCUCCUUGAGGAGAUCAACCAGCACUCGACCUUUGUGGGGAAGGUGUGGCUGACUGUGCUGAUUGUCUUCCGCAUUGUCCUGACGGCGGUGGGAGGCGAGUCCAUCUACUACGAUGAGCAGAGCAAGUUUGUGUGUAACACGCAACAGCCGGGCUGCGAAAACGUAUGUUACGACGCCUUUGCCCCACUUUCGCACGUCCGCUUCUGGAUCUUCCAGAUCAUCAUGAUAGCCACACCCUCAGUGAUGUACCUGGGCUUUGCGUUGCACCGCCUCUCACGCCAGCCACCUCGGAAAAGCCGCGCCCCCGUGGUGCACCGCGGCGCCGGCCGCGACUACGAGGAGGCCGAGGACAAUGGUGAGGAGGACCCCAUGAUCUUUGAGGAGGUGGAGCCCGAGAGGGAAGUGAAGGAGCCUGAGAGCCAGAAGCACGACGGCCGCCGGCGCAUCAAAAAAGAUGGGCUGAUGACUGCGUACGUGCUACAGCUGCUGUGCCGCUCAACUUUUGAGGUGGGCUUCCUGCUGGGGCAGUACGUGCUGUACCGUUUCGAGGUCAUGCCCUCGUACGUCUGCACCCGCAGCCCCUGCCCUCACACAGUGGAUUGCUUUGUCUCCCGCCCCACGGAGAAAACCAUCUUCCUCCUCAUCAUGUACGCCGUGAGCGGCCUUUGUCUCCUGCUCAGCAUCUGUGAGCUGUUUCACCUGGGCUUCGGCGGGAUUCGGGAUGCCCUGCGCGGCCAUGAUAGUAAGGAUGGUGGUGACACCACCCGGUCCCAGUAUGUCCAGAAGCAUCCCAGUGCACCCCCAACCUACCUUUCUCUCAAGAAGGAGACCUCCAAGAGACAGCUAGCCAAAGACAAGCUGGGCUACGGUGGAGAGAGCUUGGCUGGGCUGGCCGCCAACCGCUAUGCUGUCGCACCGAACGUCCCGAGCCAUGAGUUGGAGCGACUGCGCAAACACCUCCGGAUGGCACAGGAGCACCUAGAAAUGGCCUUCCACCUGCAGCCGGAGGACACGGCCAGCCCCUCUCGUAGCAGUAGCCCCGAGUCCAAUGGGCUGGCUGCAGAACAGAACCGCCUCAACUCAGCCCAUGAGAAAGAAGGUGCAGCCUGUGAGCGACCGACUGGCCUCUGAAGUACUGGGCCUCACUGGGCAGCUGCACAGAUGACAACAGGAAGUAUCUGUGGAGAAUUGGCAGUGUGUGAAUGUCUGCUCCUAGCCUGAAGUUUGGAAACGCCUGGACAGAGUGGGUGGAGGGACGAGGAUGUUCUCUGAUUUUUGUUGGGUUGAGGGCAAGGAAGGGAAAUGAUGGAAGCCUUCUGAGGGGAACAUUUGGAAGUCUAGCUCCGUGUAUGUAUGCGAGUGUAUGUAUGUGCGAGUGUCUUUUUUUAAAGAAGGUUCUAAAAGGGACACUUAUUUUUUUUUACUUUUAUACAUGUGGUAAAGGUACUAUUUUGUUCUCUUCCUCUGCUGAUUGUCUCCUCUUAGGAGGGAUUUUCAUGUUUUCUCUAGUCAAGCCUUCAUCAACCUGGAGUCUUCCAUGUAUUUUGGACUACCAACUCCCAUCAGCCCCCAGCUAGCACGGCCAUGGAAGUUGAUAGUCCAAAACAUCUGGAAGACUCCCCAAGUGACGAAGGCUGCACUAGUGGGACAGGGAUAGGCAGCUAUGUAGCAGCAUUCACUGUUUUUGUUGGGGUUUACUGUAUAGGGGGGGAGAGCAGAAAGAGGAAUGAGAUGUCCACAACUUUCUUGUCUUCUCUACACAGCCGCACACAGCCUGGUCAUCUCUUUCUCUUUCCCUCUCCCCCGACACCAGAUUUUGCAAGCAGUUGGUGGUUGGGCCAAAGAUAAUUGUACUACAUUCCAAGAUGCCAGUUUCUAAACGGCAUCUGCCUUCCUGCCCUCUAUGGGGUGCCGUGCUGGGUUCCCCAAUGAAUUGCAACGGGGCCCCAGUCACGUUUUGAUCAUCUCAGCGAUCAACAUGAAUUGUGUUUGUAUUUUUUGUCUUUUUUAUAAUUUGCGGAAAUAGUUAAUGAAAUUGUGUGUUUUUUGCUCUUUUAUAUGAAUAUAUAUAUAUAUAUAUUUGGUAUAAAUCAGGAGAUUUGUUUUAUAGGAAUCCUGAGUUCCUGACUCUUUGUUUGUGUGUCCAUGGAGGGGAGGGAGGUUUGGACAGUGAUGUGCCUGUAUGAAUCCUUCACUGCAGUCUUAAAAACCUCACUGACCACAUGAAACAAAGACUGGGUGAGUUGGAUGGGAAGGGAUCAAUUCAGCACUCUGGGUGUCUCGCUGGAUGACUGGCCUUGGAGCCAAGGCAGGGAAAGACCAGGCCAUUAAGAAGAGGCAGGAACCAGUCACCCUGUUGGCAUGACAACCAUGGGUGUGUUCACUUGUGUUUCUGCCAAUCACAGGAAAUUUCUCACUGGGGCAUCCUUUUAAUGCUUGCCUUUCAGCCAACAC